Drosophila ananassae is the source of this 1753-nucleotide messenger RNA. Its product is annotated as serine protease inhibitor 42Dd. The transcript is spliced from 4 exons. The record is from RefSeq and is a predicted model, not a curated record. Bases 449 to 1615 code for a protein of 388 amino acids. NCBI's taxonomy places the organism in Eukaryota, Metazoa, Arthropoda, Insecta, Diptera, Drosophilidae. Gene Ontology annotation, molecular function: serine-type endopeptidase inhibitor activity.
ACAUCAGUGUUCAUCGCUGCCUUCCCAUUUGAGAGUGCACCAGAGCCCGUUCGCCGGAAAGUCUGUGUAAAUUCACGGCAAACAAAUUAUAAAAAUAGAUAAAAAAUUUAGCAUCGGAAAAGUAGUUGCCGAAUAUUCGAAGCAUUGGCCGGACGGAGCUUUUCUGGUCCCGCAUCGUCGUCGUCCCAGUGUCGUCAUCGAUGGAGCGGGCGUGAGCAGUGGCGGAAAGCGAAUUAAAUUGGAUUCUUUUUCAAUUCUUUUAUUAUUUUCGAGCGCGAGCGUUUAGUCGAAUUUUGUCCGAAGCUGCGUGCGGGCGUGGGUCUCUAAAGACUAAACAAACUUUAUAUAAUUACCGAUCUUGAUCCGAGAGAAUAUAGUUCGCUAGAGUUUCGCACAAUUUUUGCCAAAAAGGAUUCAAUAAGAACAUCUCUGGCCAACAAAGUCCAGAAUGAGUGAAGUCCCGAACUCAACUAUCCCCGCCCAUGACACCAAAAUUGGGGCAGAGAUCUUUCACAGCAUUUCCAGUAGCUUUGCUGACCAGAAUGUGGUGAUAUCCCCACUCCUGCUGGAAGCCACUCUGGCCCUCCUCUACCUGGGAUCCGAUGGAGCCACCGCUGAGGAACUACAGAAGCUGUUGCGACUGAAGCAACGAUUCCCCAGCAACGCCAAAAUGGCCAAUUUCUUUGCCUCCGAACUGUCCAACAUCACAGGAGAUCCCGAUACUAGAAUUCAUCUCCGAAAUCACUUACUAAUACAGCCGACUUCUGGUGCGGGAUCAGGCAUAGCUGAGGACUUCCAAAAGAUUGCUCAGACAUAUUUCCACGCCACAGCGGAGAGCAUCGAUCUGGAGCAGCCGGAGAAGCUACGACGCCACAUCAGCGAAAAGAUUCUAUCCGCCGUGGGAGGUGGCAGUUGGCAAGAAAUUCAGGUGGAGGGCAGUUCUCUGGCCAAAAUCCUGCUCCUGCUGGCUGCCAAUCUCCAGAGCAAGUGGUUUCUUCCUUUUAGUGCCUACAGAACGGGUCUGUACGACUUCCACAGCGGCAGUCAUCCGGAGCAGGCCAAGUCAGUGGCCAUGCUCUUCGACGACGACAUGUUCGUGAAGUUCGCCGAGCUCCGGGAUCUGAAUGCCCGCGCCAUCGAACUGCCCUACGAACACACCGAGGAGCUGUCCAUGUUGCUCAUCCUGCCCAAUCAGCGUGAUGGCCUGCCGGAGCUGGAGAAGCAGCUGCGUAGCCAGGACCUGGGUGAACUGCAGCAGCGGAUGCAAAUGGAGGGCGUGCAAGUUCUGCUGCCCAAAUUCAGCAUCGAUUUCGAGUGCAGUCUCCGCCAGCCAUUGAAGCAGUUGGGCUUUGAGCAGAUUUUUUCGGCUUCGGCGGACUUUAAACAUUUGCAUCCAACUGGCAGCCUGCCAGUGGCGGAUGUUCUCCAAAAGCUGCGCAUAAAUUUAAACGAGUCUGGCUCCGGAUCUGAACACCCCCGAGUGGCAGCAGAAUACAAACCCAUUGUGAUCAGCAAUUCCUCCCGCCAGAAAUUCUUUCGAGCCGACCAUCCAUUCUUCUUUGCCAUUCGCAGCGAGAAUGUGACCUACUUGAUGGGUCAUGUGGUGGGAUUUUAAAUAAAUCCUGGAAAACAUCCUCGAAUGCUCACUGGGCAGAAAGGCUUCUGUAAUAUUUCGAAAUGUAUCAUAAAAAUAAGUAAUUUAUAAUUCAUACGUAAUAAACAUGUGAAGAUUGGAUUUUUCCUAAGUACUUUA